AUGUCACACACCACAACGAACGAAAAUGUGAUGACAGACGAAGAUCAAAUUGUCAACAUACACACUGUGGAAGUGGUUGAUGAAGAUGAUAAUUUAUCUAUAAAUUCCGAUACAUUAAGAGCAUUGGAUGAUGAACAAAAUAACGAAGAACAGCAGCAACAACAGCCUGCCGAAUUAAAUAAUACACAAGAAUUGUUGGAUGAUUUGGGAGGAUUUAACGAUGAUGAAGAUGUAAAUAUUGAUAAUUAUGAGGAAAAACCACAUAGUAGAAAAUACUCUCAAAUUGAGGAUGACGAUGAUGUAUUGGAAAAUUUGGAUCUUACCGAUCUUUCUCCGAUUAUUGAAAAUCCUCUCAAGAAACAAAAAUUCGAUCAAAUAGAUGAAAAUAAUCGACCAGUAGAAACAUUUGGAUUUGUUUCUGCUAAAUUAACUUCAUCGAGUAAGGAUGAAGAAAAUAUAUCGAGUGAAAAACCACCUGCCACAGAUGGUUUUGUGUCUGCUGCUUCAAAUAGACCUUCAGAAACAUUUGGAUUUGUUUCAGCUUCCUCAAAUAAUAGACCUGCAGAGACUUUUGGAUUCGUCUCUGCCAGACCACCUACAAAGUACACCUAUCAUCCAGAGGAGGACGAUGAAAAACCAGCAGCAACUGAGGGUUUUGUUUCAGCAGCUCCAUCAAAACGUCCACCAGAAACAUUUGGAUUUAUGAAAGCAAAUGGAGACAAUUUUGAAUCAGAAACUGAAGAAAAUUAUCAAAUUAACAAACCAGCAGCAACAGAUGGAUUUGUUUCUGCCUCCACUGACAAGCCUUCAGAAACUUUUGGAUUUAUUUCAGCCUCUUCAAACAAACCACCUGCUACAGAUGGAUUUGUCACUGCAGGCAAAGAUUCCAAAAAGUAUACUUAUAACCCUGAGGAAGACGAAAAACCACCUGCUACAGAUGGUUUUGUGUCAGCUGCCUCAAAUAAUAGACCAGUAGAGACUUUUGGGUUUGUUUCUGCUAGACCACCAACAAAGUAUACAUAUAACCCUGAGGAAGACGAUGAAAAACCACCAGCAACUGAAGGUUUUGUUUCUGCUAAACCAAAAACUAAAUUUGAUUCACCAACUGAAAUAAGGCCAUCCGAAACAUUUGGAUUUGUUUCUGCCAGGCCGGCCUCCAAGUAUACCUAUCAUCCAGAGGAGGACGAUGAAAAACCAGCAGCAACUGAGGGUUUUGUUUCUGCCUCAAAUAGACCUUCAGAAACUUUUGGAUUUGUUUCAGCCUCUUCAAACAAACCAGCACCAACAGAUGGAUUUGUAUCCGCCUCGAAUAGAACUAACGAAAAUGAGAUGGAUAUUUCAGAUGAAAGACCACCUGCCACAGAUGGUUUUCAAAGCGCCCUAGAUAGACCACCACCAACUGAAGGAUUUUUGUCUGCAUCUAAUAGACCACCAGAGACAUUUGGGUUUUUAAAGGCAAACACAAGCACUCCUGCCGAAACUGAUGGAUUUCAGGUUGCCAAUAAUCGUCCACCUGCAACAGAUGGAUUCGUAUCGUCUAAAUCGUCUAGUACUUUCAAAACUCCUUCAAAGAAUAAUGUAAAUAUUGAAUUAUCCACACCUAGUAAUAAUAGUGACAUAUUUAAAACACCAAGUAAGGUUGGUAGCUCACUUAAUAAGAAAACACCUGCUACGAAGAGAAGUAUAAAGAAUCCAUUUGCUUCUCUUACCACAGAGCAAGGUGACACUAAGAAGGAAACUCCUACAAAUAGAAUCAAUGAAACUGUAAAGAAAAAGCAAAAGAAAUUUGUAACUCCAAUCAAAUCGAAGGAAAGUUUUGAAGAAGCUAAAAAACGUGAAAGUGAAAGGAGGUCAGCUUCCACUUCUUCUUCUUCGUCAAUUAGUAUCACAAAGAAAACUUCUGACACAACACCAAUAACAGCACCAAGCUGGGUACCUGUAAAACACCACAAAUCUGAUUCAAAGGAGGAAGUUCAUGUAAAAAGAAGGAUAAAUACUUUGGGAAUAUGUGAACAGCUACCUAUUGAGAAGAUUAAGAGAGAGGGAGUAUCCCAAUAUUCAAUAACAAUGACUAGCAUUUCCGCCAAGACAUUUAAAUUUAAUUUGAAUGAUUUCAAAGUAUCAAAUGAAAUGAUAGAAGCAAUAGUGAGCCUUAAUGGAAACAAAAGAGUAGUGAAUUUUGGAAGUGAAGAAUAUGAACGGUUAUUAGUACAUUUUGGUGCUAAAACAAGUGUUGUAAAAACUGAUUGGGUUGAAAAUCACUAUAGGUGGAUUGUUUGGAAAUUGGCAAGUCUCGAUAGGACAUUCCCAAAUGACAAGUCUUUUCCAUUUUUGACUCCUGAAAAGGUUUUAGGACAACUAAUUUAUAGGUAUAAUGUUGAAUUUUGUAAAGGAAAAAGAUCAUGUUUGAAAAUGAUUGCUGAAAAGGACAUUCCUCCUGGUCAAUUCAUGGUUCUGAUGGUAUCAUCUUUAUCAAAUAACGAUAACGAUAUGGAAGAAUGUAAAACUAUAGAACUUAGUGAUGGUUGGUACAGUAUGAAGGCAAAAUUAGAUGAACAACUAUCCAGGUAUUUGGAAUGGUGCAAGAUACGUAUAGGUCAAAAAUUGAGAAUUGUAGGAGCAUCUUUUGUUGAAAAUUUUGAACCUGCUCCUCCUUUGGAGUUGCCUGGAAAUGCAUGUUUAAAGCUGAGCAUUAAUGGUGUUAGAAAGGCUCACUGGGAUACCACAUUAGGAUUCCAAUACGGAAGAAUGCCUUUCAAAGUUUCAUUCAAAUCCAUUCAAAGCAAUGGAGGAAAUAUUCCUUGUAUCAGAGCCAUUGUUAAAAGAGUGUAUCCACAAAAGUUCUUGGAGAAAAUCACUGACGAAAGUGGUACUGUCUCGACAAUCAUUAGAACUAAACAAGCUGAAGAUUACAUCUCUGCUAUUAAUGAGAAGGAAAGAGAAAAAUUAAUGGCUACACUUCAACCAACCUAUUACGAUGAAGAAAAGAAGAAAAUUAUUGGACCUAAGAAAAAUAUCACAACACCGAUCAAGAGAAUUUAUGAGGGAUCUGUUCUUUACAAGCUCUUAUCAGAAUGCAGAGAUGAGUCAUCAUUUUAUGCCCAAUUGAAUGAGACACAACACCAAAAUUUAGAGAAUUACCAACGUAACAUUGAGAGUGAGAUUCAAUCAAGAGUUUCUCAAAGAUUAACAACCACUUUGGAUCAACAUCCAACUCUCAAUAGAAAUGUCUCUGCUAUGGUAACUGUUAGAUUGGGUGAUUGCUGUCCUUAUUCGAAAAAUCCUGGUGUAACGAUGAACGAUAAGGAAAUGAUUAUUACGUUAUGGAUUGCAGAUGAAGACAAUGAAUCUUUUCAAGAGGGAAAUAUUAUUGACAUUUAUAAUAGUAGAUCAUCCAAGCAAAGUGGAAGUCAAGUUAUGAAGUCAAUUUCAGCAAUUUCUCAUACUAAAGUGGAGAUUGUUAAAAAUUGGAAGGACUUGACAGAUGAAGAAAUGAAGGUCUAUAGCUAUGUACCAAGAAGUUGUAUCAAUUUUACUCAGGUGAAAAAUCCAGACUGCAGACAGCACAAUAACGAAUUCGAUUUUGCAGGAAUACUAGUUUAUACAAAAGAAAUCGAGCAGAGAGAAAAAGAAAGUACCCUAAAGUUACUCUACUUUGUAGAUUCUACUUCUUUCAAUAUUUCAGAAUCCUCAUAUUCUAAAAAUCCAAUAAUUAUGCAAGUUAGAUAUUAUGAAUCAAAUAAGAAACAAUUUAGAUGGUUCCUAACUCCAGGAAAAGUUUAUUAUAUGGCAAAUGUUACCUAUUCAGACUUUGAUGAAACUAACAAUAGAAUCAAGUGCUUUGCCAAUGAACAAACUUUCAUUUCUGAAAGAGCAACCAAACAACAUUUCAAGUCAGCAUCCAGUGAAAUUAAUGCUUUCUUGAAAAACAAUAGGGAAAAAUGCCUUUCACUAGAAAGUGUUAUCGACCAAUUUUCAUUUAGAGAGGAAGAUUAUACAACACCUCGAAAGUCAAUAUCAAGCAAUAAUGACAUGGAGGAUGAUUUCAGUCUUGACCAAGAAAUUAAUUGUAAUCCAAUUAUUGAUGGCGAUCACCAAAUUCAAAUUACAUUAUUGGAUGGAGGAUACAAUGUUAUUGAGACGUAUGUAUAUCCAAAGGAUAAUAAUAUUAGCUACAAGAGAGCUGAGGAUACAUAUUCUUUUUAUGUAAAACUCUACAUUGAAACAAAGGAAGAGUGUUAUUCCAUUAAAUUUACAGAGGACAUGUUUGACAAGCUUGCUAACUGUCUCUAUUUUGAAGAGGCAAACAAUGCAGGGUUUCAUCAAUUCAACUUGCAAGACAUUUUACAGUCAGAAACCAUACCAGAAUGGAUUAAAACUCUUGUAAUUGCCGAUGGUUUUCCUUCAUCAUCGUCAUCUUAUAAUGAUAACAAUAAUAAUAACAUUACUUUUCCAUCCUCAACAACAAAUCCUUCAACGAUCAGUUCGUUACUUUUAGAGAGAAAUCAAUUUUAUAGAAAGUUAGCCGGUGUAAAUAGGUCCAACUCUACGUCUAAAUUGUUGGACAGAAACUUUUGCUGUAUUCUUCCACAUAAUUUAUCGCUUGGUGAUGUCAAACAAACAAUAUGUAGACAAUAUCAAUCGAUAUUUUAUGAUAAAGUUACGGAAGGUUUUGAAUUUGACAAUUCUGAUGCCUUUACUCUUUCUCGUUUAUAUUCCGACUUGGGAUUAGAGUUGGGCUUGUGGAAUACACAACUUAAAGCUAGUGAUAUUUUCACUGAUGAACAAGUAGUAUUUGCCAAAUUGGAUUGUUCACGAAAACAAAAAAUUAAACUGAAAGAAAAAUAUCAACAAACAGAACAAUACCUCUCACCACCAGAUAGUGAUAAGGAACAGUCCAACACUGCUCUUUUUGAAACACCUAAAAAGAGAAAACCAACAAGUAAUUUUUUAACACCUCAAUCCAAGAAGAAAAAACCAAUUACUCCACCAAGUAUUACAAGUGGUGAUGAUAGUGAUUCUUCUGUGAGUGAUUCAGAAGAUGAGGCAGGGGCUACUCGUCCAGUAACAAGUGCCACAUUGAAACAAACAGCGGAGAAUCCUAUUGUAAUUCAAUCGGAUGAAGAAUCUGAAGAAUCAGAAGAGGAAGAGGAAGAAGAAGAGACACCAGUCAAGAAACCACAACCAAAGAAGCAAGAAUUAAAGCAGGAAACAAAGAAACCAGAAAAGAAACAACCAGAAAAAGAGGAAUCUGAAGUUGAAGACUCUGAGGAAGAACUGAAAUCAGAUUCUGAUAAAGAUGUCAUGACUCACAGAUCAAUACGCCAAAUUCUUUGCAAAUACCAAGCACUGGUUAAAGGCAAAGUUUGCUGGUGGUAA
Messenger RNA from Naegleria gruberi, 5379 nucleotides. RefSeq lists its product as uncharacterized. The record is from RefSeq and is a predicted model, not a curated record. The transcript has 2 exons. NCBI's taxonomy places the organism in Eukaryota, Heterolobosea, Eutetramitea, Acrasida, Naegleriidae. Bases 1 to 5379 code for a protein of 1792 amino acids. Gene Ontology annotation, biological process: double-strand break repair via homologous recombination; regulation of DNA-templated transcription.